Papilio xuthus (Asian swallowtail) is the source of this 2435-nucleotide messenger RNA. It is a transcript of the gene aos, whose product is annotated as protein argos. The transcript is spliced from 4 exons. Lineage: Eukaryota; Metazoa; Arthropoda; Insecta; Lepidoptera; Papilionidae. The record is from RefSeq and is a predicted model, not a curated record. Bases 116 to 949 code for a protein of 277 amino acids.
UGCCCGAGCACACGACACGACCCGCGCACCACAUCACAUACCGCGCAACACGACUCAACGACCAACUCGGCAACUAACACGACUCAACGACCAAAAGAACACCAGUGUGUUAGUGAUGAAAGUGUUAGCCACACUCCUGAUGGCGACUGUCCUCGGUGUAGUACGAGGAGUGAUCCGAACGCCACUUGAGGCGUUCAGGCCUUCGGGUGAAAUACAUUUAAAGAGGCCGGACAAAUUGCCUCUCCUGCCACACAGGAGAACCGCGAUGCAGGCGAAAAGCGGACUCAAGAUAUUAUAUCAGAUUGGGAUGUCUGAGGAGGAUCUGCCUGAAUGUCGCGCGAGACAGGUGUGCAGUAAAGCGGACCUGUACGAUGCAACGCAGCCGUGGAUAGAGAGGAAAUGCCGAUGCUUAGGGCACAAGCCUUGCUCCAGUGAGCUAUCAGCUGAUGACAACCACACAUUAUCUGACAAAACGACAUUGUACAAGACGUGUGAACCAAUAAAGAGAUUGCCUAAAUGUAGAUACUUCAAGGAUGCUGCCUGGACGAUAUACUCUUUCCCCGACACUAACGCAACGCAACAGAUCGUCAAUUGUCAUUGCCCGAAAGCCUCUAUGACGUAUUUACUCAAGAAACUCUCGUACACGACAGCUACCGGAGAACUUGGGAACCAAUAUCAAUUCGCGUGCUCGCCGCUAAGCAGAUUGCGGUGUUCGAGAAAAGAGCCUUGCAAGUUGUUCAGUGUACGUCGGCGUCAUGAGCAGAUAGACGAGGUGAACGCAAGUACGAUCUGCCAGUGCCCCCGCGAGCACACGUGCCCCCGCCAUCACACGGAGCCGGGCGUGCUCCCCGGGGUCACGUACGCCGCCGAGGACAUCCGCACCUACCACGGGUACUGCAUGCCUGAACCCACACUAGAUACCUAUAGGUUUGUAGGUGAUAAGGAUUGAAUUUAAAACGGUUACGUUUCUAAAUAACAAUGUGAUCCAACGAGGUACUUAAUUUGUGCAUUCGUUUUUAAAAAUUAUAUAAGCCUGAUAUGCUACAAAAAAAGUAUAAUUUGAUAGUGCUAAACAAAAAGUUAAAAAAGUAUAGAACUAACAACACUGGAUAAGCAGCUUGUCGUGUAUUUAUUACAUAUAUUUUGUCGAUUCUAUUAUCGAUAUUGUUAAUCGAAUGAGACUUUGUCUAUGGGCUCGUGACAUUGUCGUGUUAUGCUCAUUGCCUGUUUAGUACAAAUUAAUUCUUUUAAAAGACAGCGAAAUAAUGGAAGUAAAUAGCUUUCGUAGUGUUUAGCUUGCAAUCUGCUUGUGGAAUACCAUAAAAUAUUUGUCGAAAACUAAAUAAUAACGUAACAUGAUUAAUUACCGAUUAAUUGUCUUGUAUCUAAAAUUAGUAGAAGUGUAAUUUUUAUAAUUACUAACUUAUAUUAAUUUAUUAAAAUAAAAUAUUACAUACAAUGUACUUUGACAAGAAUUCAAACGUUUAUUGCGAUGUAAAUAUGGGAUGAUGUUCAUUCGAAAACGUGAUUUCCUUCGUUUUAAAUGUUUUUUUUUACUUUUAAAUAUUUAUCUACAACAUUUUUUCAUGUGACAUGGAGUGAUAGAGACGCACUAUUAAUGCAAAUAUUGUAAAUAUUUUAGCGUUAACUCAUUGUUUCUGUUAUAUCGUGUAAAUAUUAUUUGUAAAGAGAUCAUUCCAAUCGUUUAACAUAAAUUAUUUUGUGUUUUUUUUUAAUUGUUUACUUGCCAUAUUACAGUUGGACUCUACUGCCGACACGCUAGUAUAAGAACAUUUUUUGUUCGCGUGUCUCGGCAGUGGGAACCGAUACAAUUGUUGCUUCAAGUCUUCCAUUUGUACGACGGAGACCAAGUCAUGUUCAUAAUUAUGUUAAGUGUAAAAUGAUAUAUGUUAUUUAAAUAGAUUGAAGCCAUAUAUAAUAUCUUUAAGUAUAUCGAAUGGUAAUGUUUUGACACUUAUUGAGGGCGGACAUACACGGACUGUUUCGAGCAGUCGGCACAACUCUUUAGCAUACGGACAGUAUUUUAUACAGGCGACUACAAUUAGCGGUCCGUGAACGAUCGUUACUUGAAGCUUUGGUACUGACUGCUUUAUGCAGUCCGUGUAUUUGUGUCACAAUUAUACUAUUUGAAAAUAAAGGUAUGUAUCCAUUAGCCCGUGCCGGACGCACGGCUCGCAAUGGAUAUUCGAUUGUUUUAUAUGAUUCUACAUAGCGCUGCAUCAAGACAAAGUAAAUCAGUUUAAUCCGUGCGUGCGGUAUGUCCGGCGUCGUCCAAUGAACGCUUACCUUUAAAUGACUACUCAAUAUACGAAAACGUUAUGAAUACAAUUUGCGUAGUAUGGCUGUCAAAUGAGUUGAUGAAGAGUUCUUCCAAGUGUAUAGAUACAGGUAUCUAUUGUAAUUUAUGUAAAUAU